AUGAAAUCUUCUCCCGGGAUGGGGCCUUCAACCCAUCUUGUUUAUGCCCUUGGUUUUGCUAUCAUGGCAACAAUGGUCGCUGCUUCUUAUGAACCCUACACCUAUAGCUCUCCACCACCACCAGUGUAUUCUCCAGCACCAAAGGUUGAAUACAAGUCUCCACCACCUCCUUACGUCUACAGCUCUCCACCACCACCAGUGUAUUCUCCAGCACCAAAGGUUGAAUACAAGUCUCCACCACCACCAUACGUCUACAGCUCUCCACCACCACCGGUGUAUUCUCCAGCCCCAAAGGUUGAAUACAAGUCUCCACCACCACCAUACGUCUACAGCUCUCCACCACCACCAGUGUAUUCUCCAGCCCCAAAGGUUGAAUACAAGUCUCCACCACCUCCUUACGUGUACAACUCUCCACCACCACCAGUGUAUUCUCCAGCACCAAAGGUUGAAUACAAGUCUCCACCACCACCAUACGUCUACAGCUCUCCACCACCACCGGUGUAUUCUCCAGCACCAAAGGUUGAAUACAAGUCUCCACCACCACCAUACGUCUACAGCUCUCCACCACCACCGGUGUAUUCUCCAGCUCCAAAGGUUGAGUACAAGUCUCCACCACCUCCUUACGUCUACAGCUCUCCACCACCACCGGUGUAUUCUCCAGCCCCAAAGGUUGAGUACAAGUCUCCACCACCACCAUACGUGUACAGCUCUCCACCACCACCGGUGUAUUCUCCAGCUCCAAAGGUUGAGUACAAGUCUCCACCACCUCCUUACGUCUACAGCUCUCCACCACCACCGGUGUAUUCUCCCGCCCCAAAGGUUGAGUACAAGUCUCCACCACCACCAUACGUCUACAGCUCUCCACCACCACCAGUGUAUUCUCCAGCCCCAAAGGUUGAGUACAAGUCUCCACCACCACCAUACGUCUACAGCUCUCCACCACCACCGGUGUAUUCUCCAGCCCCAAAGGUUGAGUACAAGUCUCCACCACCACCAUACAUCUACAGCUCUCCACCACCACCGGUGUAUUCUCCAGCCCCAAAGGUUGAGUACAAGUCUCCACCACCACCAUACGUCUACAGCUCUCCACCACCACCGGUGUAUUCUCCAGCCCCAAAGGUUGAAUACAAGUCUCCACCACCACCAUACGUCUACAGCUCUCCACCACCACCAGUGUAUUCUCCAGCUCCAAAGGUUGAAUACAAGUCUCCACCACCACCAUACGUCUACAGCUCUCCACCACCACCAGUGUAUUCUCCAGCCCCUAAGGUUGAGUACAAGUCUCCACCACCUCCUUACGUCUACAACUCCCCACCACCUCCAUACUACUCCCCUUCCCCUAAACCUGCAUACAAAUCUCCACCACCACCAUACGUCUAUAGUUCCCCACCACCACCAUACUACUCUCCUUCACCUAAAGUUGAAUACAAGUCUCCACCACCACCAUAUGUCUACAGCUCUCCACCACCACCAUACUACUCUCCUUCACCUAAACCAACAUACAAAUCUCCACCACCACCAUACGUAUACAACUCUCCACCACCACCAUACUACUCGCCUUCUCCUAAGGUACACUACAAUUCUCCUCCACCUCCUUACGUCUACAGCUCUCCACCACCACCAUAUUAUUCACCUUCUCCUAAGCCCGCAUACAAAUCUCCACCACCACCAUACGUUUACAGCUCCCCACCACCACCAUAUUACUCUCCUUCACCUAAACCAACAUACAAAUCUCCACCACCACCAUAUGUCUACAGCUCUCCACCACCACCAUACUACUCGCCUUCUCCUAAGGUACACUACAAAUCUCCACCAGCACCAUACGUUUACAGCUCCCCUCCUCCACCCUAUUACUCUCCUUCACCUAAACAUACAUACAAAUCCCCACCACACCCACAUGUAUGUGUUUGCCCACCUCCUCCUCCAUGUUACUCUCCUUCACCGAAGAUUGUGUACAAAUCUCCUCCAACACCAUAUGUUUACCACUCUCCACCUCCCCCACCUUAUUACUCGCCUUCUCCUAAACCUGCAUACAAAUCUCCACCACCACCAUAUGUCUACAACUCUCCACCACCACCAUACUACUCACCUGCUCCUAAGUAUGCAUACAAAUCUCCUCCACCACCAUACGUGUACAGCUCCCCACCACCACCAUACUAUUCGCCUUCACCUAAGCCCACAUACAAAUCUCCUCCACCACCAUAUGUCUACAAUUCCCCACCUCCACCAUAUGUAUACAGUUCCCCACCUCCACCACCGUAUGUUUACAGUUCCCCACCACCACCAUACUACUCUCCUUCUCCAAAGGUUGAGUACAAAUCUCCUCCACCACCGUAUGUCUACAAUUCCCCACCACCACCAUACUACUCUCCUUCUCCAAAGGUUGAGUACAAAUCUCCACCACCACCAUAUGUCUACAGUUCCCCACCCCCACCAUACUACUCUCCUUCUCCAAAGGUUGAGUACAAAUCUCCUCCACCACCAUAUGUCUACAGUUCCCCACCACCACCAUACUACUCUCCUUCUCCAAAGGUUGAGUACAAAUCUCCACCACCACUAUAUGUCUACAGUUCCCCACCACCACCAUACUACUCUCCUUCUCCAAAGGUUGAGUACAAAUCUCCUCCACCACCGUAUGUCUACAGUUCCCCACCACCACCAUACUACUCUCCUUCUCCAAAGGUUGACUACAAAUCUCCUCCACCACCAUAUGUCUACAGUUCCCCACCUCCACCACCUUAUUACUCUCCUUCCCCAAAGGUUGAGUACAAAUCUCCACCACCUCCAUAUGUUUACAACUCUCCACCUCCACCAACGUAUUACUCUCCUUCUCCAAAGGUUGAGUACAAAUCUCCUCCACCACCGUAUGUCUACAGUUCUCCACCUCCACCACCAGCUUAUUCUCCUUCCCCAAAGGUUGACUACAAAUCUCCUCCACCAGCCUCAUAUUAUUAA
Messenger RNA from Microthlaspi erraticum, 2955 nucleotides. The record is from the annotation of a GenBank genome assembly. NCBI's taxonomy places the organism in Eukaryota, Viridiplantae, Streptophyta, Magnoliopsida, Brassicales, Brassicaceae.